This is a messenger RNA of Alligator sinensis (Chinese alligator), 1446 nucleotides long. RefSeq names its product transmembrane protein 92. The coding region runs from base 40 to 543 and encodes 167 amino acids. The transcript has 5 exons. Lineage: Eukaryota; Metazoa; Chordata; Crocodylia; Alligatoridae. The record is from RefSeq and is a predicted model, not a curated record. Gene Ontology annotation, cellular component: nucleoplasm.
GGCUGGGGCCACUCGCCAGUUGGCCGCCGCCUGGAGAGGAUGCGGGCGGCCCGGCUCCGGGGCGUGCUGCUCUGCCUCCUCGCCGCUGCCCAGCAGGUAUCACUGCAGACUUUCAUCAACUGUGGGACCUUCCUGUGUGUAAAUAGUUACUGCUGUGAUGACCACUGCUGCUCUGACAUCCAAGAAUUCCCAGAAUACAAUAGAAGCCCAAUAAACCCAUAUGGGUACAUAUUCAUCACCCUGGCCGUGAUCGUCUCUGGUGUGAUCUUCUCUGUUGCCUGCAUAUGCUGCUACAAGUUCUGCAACAGGCCUUCGCAGCAGGAAGAUGUUGAACGGUCCCAGCCCUAUGUCCUUCCAGCUUCUGCCCCCUCUACCCUGCCUGAGCUCCCGGCUUAUAACCAGUAUGACGACCCCCCUCCCUACAGCGAGGUGACCUCCAAACCAUUCAUGUACCCACCUCUGGAAAUCCAGCCCCCAUGCUACAGCAAUGUUAUUGCUGAAGAGCCCCCAGCCCCUAUGAACUCCGUCCAGACCAGCUUGUGAGGACUUGGCCAGCCAAAUUCACCAGGGUGGAGCUGAAGGGAUGUCUAGUGCCUUCCGAGCUUCCUCUAGCGUGUCUACUCUGUGCACAGAAAGCUGCACACAAUGAACUGACAAGUGGCCCUGCUAGCCACAGGGGCUGCCUCACUGCCUGACCUACUUCUAGGGACUCCCAUGUCCUGGCAGGUGCCAGCCAGGGAGGAACACGGGCACCUGAGAAGGACACUCCCCAGCAGGACUGGAGGUGAGAGACGCAAAGAAAAUGACAGUGACUGAGGAGCCACGUGCCAUGAGGGCGCAGCAUGUGCCUGGGUGUGAGAGGGUGCACCUGUGUGAGCACCCUGUGCCUCAACAUACAGCCAGGGCACCCUUGUGCUUCCUGCACAAAGAAUACCCCCAAAAAUCCUUUCUGCAAUAGGCUGUCCUGACUGCCUCCAUCCCAUCUGGGCCUGGGCCCAGCUGAGGUUGGACUAAGCUAUGCUAUGUCCACUGUAUGCACCAUAGGCUCAGGCCUCACUUAGAUUGCUUUGGUGCUAUCCAACUGGUCCCAGAGUGCUUUCCAGAUUAGGGGGUGGCAGUGGAGGAACUUAGGAACCCAAUUCCUGCCAAUUUUCAAUGGGAUUAAUGCUCCUAACUUCCUUAGGAGCUUUUGGAAAUCUCCCCCUUAAACAGGUGGGUGUUGCACCCUGCCUGGGACUUCAUCUCUGCCAAGGGGCUGUGCCACAUGCUUCAGAGGCAGGGACAGGAAGCCUGCUCUGGGCAGGGAAGAGGGGACCCUGAUAACUUCCCUCCUGACCCUGUUAGAGUGGGUGCGAAUUGGUGCCUUGGGACAGGAGGGCUGUGCCCCCAGCACUAUCAUAGCUGCUCUUUUAUUUGUAGCGGGUCCUUUUUGAGCUGUUGGGGGGG